This is a messenger RNA of Solanum lycopersicum (tomato), 1219 nucleotides long. Its product is annotated as RING finger protein. Lineage: Eukaryota; Viridiplantae; Streptophyta; Magnoliopsida; Solanales; Solanaceae. Gene Ontology annotation, molecular function: ubiquitin protein ligase activity. The record is from RefSeq and is marked validated.
CUGCUUUUUCAACUAAAACUUGCAGAAAUUGAAGAGCAAAAAACUGAAGGAUCUGAUAUUUAUUUUCUGAAUUAUUGUAUAGUUUGAUGGGGUGGUAAGAGAUCAGCUCUCUGUAGAAUUUUUCUUUAUGAAAAACUAUGAGGAUUAUGAAAAACCCUAACAUAUCUAGCUCGAUUAAGGAUGGAGAUGUGAAGAUGGAGGAGGAAGAAGGUGUAAAGAGAAGGAGGGAAAGUGAAAAGCCACCAGGGGAUGACUGUUGUCCUAUUUGCUUUGGGGAUUUCUCAAUUCCUUGUAAAACCAACUGUGGUCACUGGUUUUGUGCUAAUUGCAUAUUGCAGCUGUGGUACUACAGAUCAACACUGCGGCGAUGCAAGUGUCCAAUAUGCAGCUGCCUCAUAAGUAAAUUGGUACCGGAGGCAUCAUUACUUGUUCAACAGGAAAAGGAUGUUGUCGAGCUGCUUAAAAAGAUUAGGCGGUACAAUCACAUCUACAUUAGUGGCGCUUAUGGGAUUUUUCUCAAGGUACUAGCACUGCCGCUUUUAACUCGGAGAGUUCUCCGAGCACUGAUGGACACUCUGAUGGAUCCUGAUCAAGUUCGAUUAAACUAUUACUUGAUGCGCAUUUUCGCAUUGUUCCUGAGUUGGAUCUACUGGGGCUGCGAAUUUCAGUUCAUUCCUACUGGAGGACUGGGAAUCUGGAGGUUGUUUGACAUCUGUGCUAUUGCCACGGUAGCCAUUUUCUAUAUAGUUGGUCUAUACCAUAGAUGGGUGCUUCGUCGUCGUGUGAGACAGUUGGCUGUUCUACCAAUACAUCCUGAUUGAAAGCCUAUGCCUUCUUACCCGGAAGUCUUUGCUGUGAAUAUAUCUCAAUGUUUGUUGCCCAAAAAAAGAGAUCCCCAUGCAGAAUAUUUGUAUGGGAGGUUAUUUUAAACCAUUUUCUUCUACUCAUUUUGUUGGUAGCCAAGAGAUUGUAAUUCCUCCCCCAAUGAUAGGUCAUAUAUGUUAGUCUUGAACUCUAAUUAACAAAGUGCUUAGUGUGCUUUUGGUACAUAUUUGAACUUGGUAGGUCCUAGAGUAUUUCACCAAUUAGUUAUCCAAGAUUGUCAACGCUCGUAGUCUGAGUUAAAUCUUCGAGACUUCAGAAGUCUACAGCAUGAUAUGUGGUUACCUGCUCAUUGAGAUUUGGCACAUUCAUGGUUAAAGCAUCAAGUUUUGGGCUA